Messenger RNA from Penicillium cosmopolitanum, 183 nucleotides. RefSeq lists its product as uncharacterized. The transcript is spliced from 2 exons. Bases 1 to 183 code for a protein of 60 amino acids. The record is from RefSeq and is a predicted model, not a curated record. NCBI's taxonomy places the organism in Eukaryota, Fungi, Ascomycota, Eurotiomycetes, Eurotiales, Aspergillaceae.
AUGGCCGUGGAGCUGCGAAAAUUCAUCUUGCGCCCUGUCCUCCGUAUUUCUGGUACUCAAAAUGCAAAUGCAGGAGAAGGUGGUGGGGGAGCAGCCCGAAACUCCGGGGAAACGGCCUCGGUCGAUGAAAGUCACGUGCAUCCACCAACCGUUGCCAAGGCAAAUAACAUUCCGAAUUGUUAA